AUGUCUCCAAAUAGCAGUGGUGCAGUUAACUGUCGAAGAGACAUUUCGAUACGCAAUCCAAAAAGUUUAUCUGUAAAAUACCAACCGACAGACAUAUCGAUGAAACGAGCCGGACCGUCGGGAGCUGGGAGUACUAUACCCUUAGCCACCGAAAGGUCCGAAUUCGAGGAUUUUAUGAACGCUUAUCGUCCAAACUUGGAAACAGCGCGAAGAGAAUUUGAACCUCAACCAAAACCUGCAGAAGAAUCAAAGGUUGAUUUUGGGCGAUCUAUUAAAAAAUUAAUGAAGCGUCCAACUAAUUCACCGAGUACCCAGAAAAGUAUUCGUAAAGAGGGUUUUACCAGGACACCGACGCUAGCUAUCCCUAAUCACCCAGAACGCGAAAGAAGUGUGACUAGCGAUGGGAAGCCAAUGUCUGAGAAAAAGACUAAAAGGCCAUUAUCAGCCACUAUUGAAACCUUUGCACCUCCAGCUUCUGCACCAGGGCCAACAACCCUUCAGCCUCCUAAUGCAAUUCUUCCAAAAACAGAAAUAACACCACCGCCGUCCCCAUUGCCGCCACCUCCACCCAAGGCCCCCAAACCACCAGUGAAAUCACCAAAAAAUGGACUAGAAGACCUCCCGAAAGCAUUGCCUGAAAGUGCGCCUGUACUUCCUGCAAGUGUUCCUCCACCCUUAGUGCCAGUAUCCAUUCCAGCCCAUGUCUCCUAA
Molecule: messenger RNA, 711 nt
Organism: Parasteatoda tepidariorum (common house spider)
Lineage: Eukaryota; Metazoa; Arthropoda; Arachnida; Araneae; Theridiidae
Source: RefSeq, a predicted model, not a curated record